Messenger RNA from Priceomyces carsonii, 645 nucleotides. RefSeq lists its product as uncharacterized. NCBI's taxonomy places the organism in Eukaryota, Fungi, Ascomycota, Pichiomycetes, Serinales, Debaryomycetaceae. The record is from RefSeq and is a predicted model, not a curated record. Bases 1 to 645 code for a protein of 214 amino acids. The transcript has a single exon.
AUGAAAUUGAUUAAUAGUGAAGAGAAAGCCGCUCAUAUUGCGUACUUUUCAACAGAAGGAUUCAAAGGAUUGAUCUACGGUUCUCUUAUAUCUUUCGGGCUCUAUGAAUACAUAAAAACAAGACAACCAGGUAGGUUUAGAACAUUCAGCGCCAGUAUAAAGACAUGCAUUUUGAUAAUACCAACAAUCGGAAUAGGUGCUUUUUGGGCGGAUCAAGGUUCAGUCGAGUUUGAUAGAAAAAUGCAUUCUUCAAAUAAUAGUACGGUAAUGGAGGAAUACCGUCAAUGGAAUAAUAUGACACUUUUGGAUAAGGUAGCACACUCGCUUCUGAAAUACAAGUCCCAUUUCCUAGUUACGUCUUGGAUAGGAUCCAUUUACGGUUCUUGGAUCCUAAUCCGCAAAGACAAGACUUUGAAUGCUGCUCAAAGAAUAUCCAAGAUCAAAAAGUAUGCUAUAGGAAGCACAGCGUCCGUUUUGAUGGCCGCUAUAUUAGUUUCAAGGACCAGCGAAGCCCUGAACAGUAAAGUAUCAAAUGAGAACAAUAAAGAUACGUAUGCGACAAAUGGGACUAGUGAGUUUGCUGAAACUGACGUUCUACUAAAGAGCAAAAAGACUAAGGAAGCAGCGGAGGAAGAGAAAAAAUAG